Leptonychotes weddellii (Weddell seal) is the source of this 873-nucleotide messenger RNA. The record is from RefSeq and is a predicted model, not a curated record. Lineage: Eukaryota; Metazoa; Chordata; Mammalia; Carnivora; Phocidae.
AUGGCGUGGGAAUGGAGAAGUGGGUUUGGGAAGCUUGAGAAGGUAGACUGGACCAGACCUGGGGAGAGACUGGAGGAUGAAGAUUCAGGGACCGACGUGGGAGAAGGAGCAGAUGAAUGGGCCCAGUCCAAAGCCACAGUUAGACCCCCUGACCAGCUGGAGUUGACUGAUGCGGAGCUAAAGGAGGAGUUCACCCGCAUUCUGACAGCCAACAACCCACAUGCACCCCAGAACAUCGUCAGGUACAGCUUCAAAGAAGGCACAUAUAAGCUUAUUGGCAUUGUGAACCAACUGGCAGUUCACUUCAGCCAGGUUGGGAACCUGGUCCCCAAAGACUCGGAUGAAGGACGGCGGCAGCACUACCGUGAUGAGUUAGCAGCAGGUUCAUCUGCAAUAUCUUACCAAGGUUCUCAGGAGUCCACCAAGGUGGUGAUUUCAGAAACCGAAAUCCUUGAAGAAGAAGAGCCUAAGGAAGCAGAAGCUGAAACUGAAGCUGGGAGUCAAACAGAUAUGCCUGUAGCUGAGGCAGCUGCAAAAGUGACUGAAGAAGAAUUGAUGACUCAUAAGCAGCCCAAGGAGCGAAAGCUCACCAACCAGUUCAACUUCAGUGAGAGGGCCUCACAGACCUUAAACAACCCUCUCCGGGACCGAGAAUGCCAGAUGGAGCCUCCUCCCAGGACAAACUUUUCAGCCACAGCCAAUCAGUGGGAGAUCUACGAUGCCUAUGUAGAGGAGCUUGAGAAGCAGGAAAAGACCAAAGAGAAAGAGAAGGCAAAGACGCCAGUGGCUAAAAAAAUGGGGAAGAUGACCAUGAGGAAGAUGACAUCUAUGGAGUCCCAGAAGUUAGUGGCUUUGGAGGGGCUGUUGGCCUGA